CGUGGCUGACAGAUUGAAAUUGAUAUAUUUUAUAAAAACCGAACCGAGUCAUGUAUUGCAGAUUUUCUGAAUUCAAUACUAUAAAUUGGUAAUUACACGUUAUAUUACUGAAAUUUAAUCAGAUUCCUAUCGUUUUAGUGAAAAUGGGCCUCUGUAAAUGUCCGAAAAGGAAGGUAACGAACCAGUUUUGUUUUGAACACAGAGUGAAUGUUUGCGAAAAUUGUAUGGUAACAAACCAUCCAAAGUGCAUUAUACAGUCUUAUCUGCAGUGGCUUCAAGAUAGUGAUUAUAAUCCCAUUUGCGAAAUAUGCACAAAAAGUUUAUCCGAGGGGGAGUGCAUACGGCUAACUUGCUAUCAUGUAUUUCAUUGGGAAUGCGCGGAAUCUCGUUACCGUGCAUUACCCCGCACAACAGCCCCAGCAGGCUACCAGUGCCCAUCUUGUGCUACUCCAGUAUUUCCUCCUCCCAACUUAGUGUCCCCCGUAGCUGAUGUACUCCGAGAAAAGCUUGCAGGUGUCAACUGGGCAAGAGCAGGUCUUGGCUUACCAUUGCUUUCAGAUGACCAAGACAUGAAAGGUGCUGCAAGUAGACGCAGUCAAUCUCCAUUAGAAAAAUUCCAAUAUUCUAACAAUAUAAUGGAUAGCCAUCGCGGUACUCCUGUCGGGGCGAGUGACGAUGAAUCAACGAACCGCUCUGCAACGAGCUCACCACAUUCCAUAAUUCAAAUUCCAGAUGAACCGGUUAAUAUAUAUGAUGGUACAUCUAAAAGAAAUGAUAUCUUGCAAGGCGGUCAAGCACCAAGAAAAGGUUUCAAAUUACUUGACAACACAAGUGUAAUACCGAACUUCGAUCAUGAUGAAAAUAAAUAUAAACAAAAAUCAACAUUUGCGUGGGUCAACAGAUGGUGGAAGAAUACACUUCCCUCUUCUCGCAUACGAAGAGCUGGUGGUCUGUACAGGCGCUACUGGAUCAUGCUGUUUGUUUUGAUAGUGGUUAUUGUCAUUUUGGUCCUGCUUAGCCACCGAGAUGUUGAUGACGAAAACCCAUUUGGAGUUAUCCAUGAAGACGGACAUAGAAUAUUGCAGAAAAAUUAAUCUCUUAUUUAUUAUUAUUUAUA
Messenger RNA from Papilio machaon (common yellow swallowtail), 1117 nucleotides. Its product is annotated as zinc finger protein-like 1 homolog. The record is from RefSeq and is a predicted model, not a curated record. Gene Ontology annotation, cellular component: Golgi apparatus. The transcript has 6 exons. Bases 144 to 1094 code for a protein of 316 amino acids. Lineage: Eukaryota; Metazoa; Arthropoda; Insecta; Lepidoptera; Papilionidae.